Messenger RNA from Penicillium pulvis, 569 nucleotides. RefSeq names its product Mpv17/PMP22 family protein. The coding region runs from base 1 to 522 and encodes 173 amino acids. The record is from RefSeq and is a predicted model, not a curated record. Gene Ontology annotation, cellular component: cytoplasm; mitochondrion; membrane. The transcript has 5 exons. Lineage: Eukaryota; Fungi; Ascomycota; Eurotiomycetes; Eurotiales; Aspergillaceae.
AUGUUACGCUGGUACCAAGCCAAACUGGCUGCAAGGCCCAUCCUGACCACCAGCAUCAGCAGUGCGGUACUAUUCGGCAGCGGAGAUGUCCUAGCACAGCAGGCCGUUGACCGCCGAGGUCUUGAGAAGCAUGACUUUGCGCGCACCGGUCGCAUGGCUCUCUACGGUGGAGCCGUGUUUGGUCCUGCUGCUACUCAGUGGUACCGUAUUCUCCAGCGUCACAUCAAUCUCAAGAGUAGAGCCGGCACCACUAUCGCCCGUGUCGCAGCGGAUCAGAUGGUGUUUGCUCCGAUUCAAUUAACUUGUUUCUUAUCCUCAAUGGCGAUUAUGGAGGGGUCUGACGUUUUGGAGAAGUUACGCCAUUCCUGGGUGCCCAGCUACAAAGCCAAUUUGCUGGUCUGGCCCUUUGUGCAGGCUGUGAACUUCACAUUUGUGCCCUUAGAUAUGCGUGUUCUAGUGGUCAAUGUGGUCAGCUUAGGUUGGAACUGCUUCCUAAGCUUGUUGAACAGCGGCGAAGAGUAACGCCGGUGUACUCACCUUUAAGAUCUUUGACUUUCAGUAUAUUCCCC